This is a messenger RNA of Ornithorhynchus anatinus (platypus), 1598 nucleotides long. RefSeq names its product speedy protein E5-like. Gene Ontology annotation, molecular function: protein kinase binding. NCBI's taxonomy places the organism in Eukaryota, Metazoa, Chordata, Mammalia, Monotremata, Ornithorhynchidae. Bases 1 to 1344 code for a protein of 447 amino acids. Gene Ontology annotation, biological process: positive regulation of cyclin-dependent protein serine/threonine kinase activity. The transcript has 13 exons. The record is from RefSeq and is a predicted model, not a curated record.
AUGGGAAGUAGCAGAACCCGACGGACGGCCCGGGGACCAAUGAGAGUCCGCCUUGGUGGGACUGUCUUGGGAGGGGGCCAAGGGGAGCUGCCCGUGUCGGCCGGGGGUGAAUUGCUGAGUUCACAUAACGUCCGUCGUCUGGCGAGCCCUCCCGGGAAGGCCUGCGGUUUUAAGGACCCUCGGACACCGGACACCCUCCCUUCCAGCACCCUGGAGCAAUCAGUGACCCUCGCUGGGCGCCAGCCCUCUCAGAAGAAAUCCAAGAGAUGUUCCUCGAAGAAGAAGCAACCCGCAUCCCAGCCAUCAACCAGAUCGAAGUCGUUCAGAGGAGCAAAACACCAGCAGAAAGAAGAGGAGGCAGGAGAAAGUUCGGUCGUGCCCCAUACCUCAGGUUCCUCGAAGAAGAGUCCCCCCGCAUCCCAGCCGUCCACCAGAUCGAGGUCUGUCAGAGGAGCACAACGCCAGCAGAAAGGAGAGGAGGCAGGAGGAACUUCGGGCGUGCCCCAUACCUCAGGUUCCUCGAAGAAGAAGAAGCCAACCGCAUCCCAGCCAUCAACCAGAUCGAGGUCAGUCAGAGGAGCAAAACGCCAGCAGAAAGAAGAGGAGGCAGGAGAAAGUUCGGUCGUGCCCCGUACCUCAGGUUCCUCGAAGAAGAAUGCCCCCGCAUCCCAGCCGUCCACCAGAUCGAGGUCUCUCAGGGGAGCACAACGCCAGGGGAAACAAGAGGAGGCAGGAGGAAGUUUGGUUGUUCCCCAAACCUCAGGCUACCGCCCGAAGUCCAACAUUGCCACUGGGAGCCCCCAGCCCCCUUUGAGGAAGCGGAAGUCACAGAGAGCAGAGAAAGUGGACCCUCUUCCUGUACUCCCUCCACGGGUACCUACCUUGAGGGAGAACUUUGAGGCCUUUGUGCACCUGAUGGAUGACCCGCUGGUGCUGAAGUUUCUGGCCAUGGACAAAUACUUUGUGAUGUCAGAUAAGUACAUGCUGGCAAUGGUGGUCGCGUUCUUCUUCCGUGCGGGUCGACCCACUUGGCAGUACAAACGGUUCCAUCUCUUCCUGGGCCUCUCCCUGGCGAAUGACGUGGAGCAGAAUGUGUUCGUCUUGAAGAAGAUCAUGUUACCAUUCGCUUUCGGGCACGAGGUGAGAAUGAAUGAAAGAAUCAUCUUCUGUCGUCUGCGGCUGAAGUUCCUCGAGGCCAUAGGCGGCAAGGCCCGGGUGUCACCGGAGGAGUGUGAGGAGAUCAUGGCCCUGGACCCUAACUACUGGGUCUGGCAUCGGGACCGCAUCCUGCGCUGUAAGCCGCUCAGCUGGUGGAACCGGAGCAGCAGCGUAAAAAAAACUUGAGUUUUGCCUGGAAGGACAUCAUCAGCUGCUUCUUUGUUGAUUUUAAUUCCGAUUCAGCAAGUUUAAACUAGAAAACAGGUUUUUCUCUUCAGAAAAGCUAGAGUUUUCUCUGGAAGGACAUCAUCUUCAACUUCUUUCAUUUUAUUUCAGAUUUAGCAAGCUUAAACUAGAAAACGCUGGCUCCUUUUUCAACACAAUUUCUAAUAUUGUGGUGGAGGUUUUGUUCAACAAUAAAACAAAUCAUUAAAUCUUAA